Messenger RNA from Neoarius graeffei (lesser salmon catfish), 939 nucleotides. RefSeq lists its product as uncharacterized. The transcript has 4 exons. Gene Ontology annotation, molecular function: protein dimerization activity. Bases 1 to 939 code for a protein of 312 amino acids. The record is from RefSeq and is a predicted model, not a curated record. Lineage: Eukaryota; Metazoa; Chordata; Actinopteri; Siluriformes; Ariidae.
AUGUUGAACUCAAUUGCGAGGCAACACAGUGAGAUUAGAGAACUGCUCCAAGACAAGGGUCAAGAACACCGAAUUGAGGGCAUACAGGUGGAGGUCCUCAUUGCAGUUGGCAAAUUUUUGACCCCUUUCAAACAUGCUUCAGAGGACAUGGAGGGAUACCGAUACCCAACUAUCAACUCAGUUUUGUUAUGGUACCACAGGCUGCGAAUGCACUGUGAGCCUAGGUGCGGGGACCCACUGUACAUGGAGCACAUUCGCAGACAUGCCGGAGAGCUCUUGAAUGACAAGAUGACCAUCACCCCUAUCCAUAAAAUUGCCACUUUCCUCUCACCGCGAUUCAAGAGCCUAAAGAUGCUCUCACCAGAUGAAAGCUUGGUAGUCCAAGCUGAAGCCAGGAGACUGACUACAGCCCUCAUUCCAGCUCUGCAAGCUCAGACUGCGCAAAGGCAAGCAGCAGACGACACAAGCGAAACACAGAGAGAAGAAGCAGAAGCUAUAGGCCCAACCAUGCGAGAACAUUUACUGAAAAGGCGCAGGAUGUUCCUGGAAUGGGAAGACACGCCGGAUCUUAUAGAGCCAGAUGAAGUACAGCGUUAUAUGCAGUCACACUUCAGCCUUGAUGAAUGUAAUGAAGAUGUCCUUGGCUUUUGGGGGGCUCAUUGUCAUGAUUUCCCUCUAAUGUCGAUGCUGGCAAGAGCGGUGCUUUGCGUUCCUGCAACCAGCGCUUCGAGCAAGCGUGCGUUCAGUUCAUCAGUAGCAGUCAAGGAUAGUAACGGGUCUCUCCUGAAAGAUGCUAAAAGCAUUAACCGUUGCUGGAUGGAACACUUCCGAGAGCUCCUGAACCGCGACUCCUCUGUCGAUGAGGCUGUUUAUGAUGAGAUUCAGCAGCUACCUAUAAACCAGGAGCUCGGGAGUGAACCCAGGCCCGCCAAGAUAUGA